Geodia barretti is the source of this 1014-nucleotide messenger RNA. NCBI's taxonomy places the organism in Eukaryota, Metazoa, Porifera, Demospongiae, Tetractinellida, Geodiidae. The record is from the annotation of a GenBank genome assembly.
AUGUUCCCAUUCAGAUUGAAUCCCCUGGGUCCUGUAAAUGCGAGUGCGGAUCGCUCCGCCGUGACCGAAUGUGAACCCCCUGACUAUCCGGCGGACGAAGAAGUCGCGACGCGUAGUGGCUACGGCGCAGGGCUUGCGAAACUCGGCAGUGCGAAUCCAGAUGUUGUCGCUUUGGACGGAGAUACCAAAAAUUCUACUUAUGCCGAUCAAUUUAUGACACUCCAUCCGAACCGCUAUUUCGAGAUGUUCAUCGCGGAGCAAAAUUUGGUCGGUGCUGGCAUCGGUUUGGCAAAACGCGGGAAGAUUCCGUUUGUCUCCACGUUUGCUGCGUUUUUAUCGCGUGCCUAUGAUCAGAUUCGGAUGUCUGCAAUCUCACAAGCGAAUAUUAAAUAUGCGGGUUCACACUGUGGGGUCUCAAUCGGCGAAGAUGGUCCCUCGCAGAUGGGUUUAGAGGACAUCGCGAUGUUCCGGGCAAUUCCGGGAGCAGUCGUGCUGUAUCCAAGUGAUGCAGUCGCCGCUGAACGGCUUGUCGCGGAAGCUGCCGCAUACGAAGGUAUCGUUUACCUUCGCACCUCACGCCCAAAAACCUCUAUUCUCUACGAUGCUGACGAGAGUUUUCCAAUUGGUGGGUGUAAGGUUAUUCGGGAAAGCAGUGAAGAUAAAGUGACCGUUGUUGCCGCAGGUAUUACCCUUCACGAAGCGUUGAAAGCACACGAAAUACUGGCUGCAGAGGGAAUUGCUAUACGCAUUAUUGAUCUGUACUCCAUCAAGCCGAUUGAUAAAGAGGCACUGCAGAAGGCGGCAUCCGAGACGAACAACACCUUAAUCACCGUUGAAGACCAUUAUCCUGAAGGGGGUUUGGGUGAUGCUGUCCUUGAUGCUGUGGCGACGCAAGGGGUCUGUGUCCACAAACUUGCUGUUACAGGAGUGUCGAGAUCCGGGAAACCGGAGGAACUCUUGGAAUAUCACGGCAUUAGUGCGGACGCUAUAGUGGAAAAAGUUAACAGUCUUUAG